Linum trigynum is the source of this 2961-nucleotide messenger RNA. Lineage: Eukaryota; Viridiplantae; Streptophyta; Magnoliopsida; Malpighiales; Linaceae. The record is from the annotation of a GenBank genome assembly.
CACAUACAUGAACAAUCACAACACAUAGAAAUAAAGCAUUCCAAGCACCCAUAAGCCAUAACUAAUAAGGAAGUUGUUGGCUGCUGCUGUUCUGCUUCAAAUAAGAAGAUCCAUUCAACACAACCAACUAGGGAGGCAUGCUGCUGUUGUUCUCCUUCUGCAAGCUACUGUUCUACAAGCUACCAAUCUGCAGUUCCGAUGACCCCCUAGCGCUUUGCAACCUGCAAAAAUAUACUCCAUUAUCAACACAUUAAAGGGGAAAGCAAGACAGAAAAAUUCAGAAAAUGCCACUCAAAAUACAAGCAGUCAAGCACCAAGGAAAAAUAUAUCAGAAUAAAGAUGUUCAGUCUAGUUGAUCCUUGUGGGGGCAAGAACAAAGCUCUCGUAAGUCAUUUGUCCCAACGACAACAUUAAAUUAGGCUUGCUGGAUGGCAGUUCCGUUUACAAAGAGAGCUUGGUAUGCAAAUUAGGGGUGGCAGUUCGGUUUCCGAUUAGCGGCUAACCGACCGGUUCAACCAAUAACCGCCGGUUAGUAGCUAACCGAAAACCGACGGUUAUUUGCCUCGAUCGGUGUUCGGUAGAAUAAAGCUGGUUUUCAGCUAGCCGAGUAACCGAGGAUGAUUAACCGCGGUUACCCGACUAACCGAACAUAACCGACCAGCCAUCCUUUUAAUAAAAGCCCAACCCUAAUUCUUUCUUCUUCGUACUCAAAUCCCAACCCUCCGCCAUCCAAAUCCCAGCCCAGCUCUGCCAUUACCUUCGCCCUCCGCCAUCCAAACCCCAGUCACCCUCCCCGAUGACUCCGUCUCCCCUCCCCGCCCUCCUCGACGACCGGGCACCGCGAGCCAUAGUCAGAGAUAGCAUCGUUUCUCCUCGCCGAUUCCUCUCCGACAUCGCCAUCUCUCAUCCCCGACGACCCCAGGCAUCCGCGCGUCUCCCAUCGCCAUCCCUUCCCUCUCCAUUUUCACCUUUCCCUGCGCUGGGGAUGUCUCCCUUCGCUCUCCUUCGUGGCCGGCGGCGUGCCUCUGCUUCUCCUCCGUGACCGGCCGCCGUGGUGACUAAAUCUGCAAUGAAGGAAGGAAGGAGAGAGAAGGAAGGAGUGAUCGGGUGUUGUGGCUUGUGGGUUUGAAAUGGAGGAAGGAGAGAGAAGGAAGAAAAGGGCUAAUCUCUGCCCUCUGGUGGUUCUUUUUGGAGGAAGUCAGGAGAGAGAAGGAGGAAGAAGAUAAGAAUUUAGUGGUAGGGAGAGGAGAGAAGAAGAAGAGGUGGGUGGGGUGGGUAUUGGGUUUAAUCUUAUCUGACAAGAGAGUAGAGAAGUAACGUGGGUGGGGUGGGUAUUGGGUUUUUUUCUUCCUUUCCUUUUUUUUAAUAAAUUCGGUUGUAGUGUGAUAAGCCGUUAAUUGCACAUGUUUUUAACCCUAUUCUGGAGCCGUUUGAGAUGGUAAUUCUCGUGUUUUAGGCCGAUUUCACGCUAGGUUGUGUUUGUUUGUGAUAUUUCAGGUCCUAGCAAAUGAAUGAAGGUUUAGGAGCGAGUUCGGGGUCGAUUGGACGAAGAUCGGGCGCGAGGCAAGUCAAAAAGGAAGCCACACGGGCACACCCACAACUCACACGACCGUGCAAGUGACCACUUUGGCCGUGUGGGAUUGUGCGAGCCUUCACACGGCCAGCCCUGAAAGCCACACGACCGUGUGAAGUUGCACUUUGGCCUGUGGAAUUCUGCGAGGCUUCACACGGCCAGGCUGGGUGAGCUACACGGCCGUGUGACCCUGGCCGUGUAGGAAGCCUGAAAUCCAAUUACUCGGAACGCGACAUUUUGACCUCACACGGGCAACUGGGUAUGCCACACGGCCGUGUGAGCCUGCCCGUGUGAGUCGGGAAUUUCUGGUUUUUACCCAAUUUCGGGCUGCAAGUGAGAGAAUCGAGUUUUGAGAGCAAAAACAGAGCCCUAGAGAGAGAAAGUACGAAGAACACAUCCUAGAAGCCAUCUUGGAGCUGGGUUUCAUCAAAUCAAGCUUGGAGAUCGUCAUAGGAGUGGAAAUCAUCAUCCCAGAGCAGAUUCUUCCCAUAGUUAUGAGUAUGACUGCUUUGUAUUCUGUUUUCCUCUCUCUCUCUAUGGAGUAGAACCCUUCUCUCACUUGGGUAUGAAGAACCCUAGUUCUAUGUGUUAGGGGUUUGAUUGUAAUGACUUGGGAUGAUAUUACUGUUUGGUUUUAAUCGAAUGAUGCAUGUUUAUUGAGUCAAUUGAAGUCUGAUCAGCUUUUCCUGAUUUCUGCUGCAACCUGAGAUAGAUAGAAUCUGAUUAGGUUGUUAGAGCCUCAUCAUUCGGUAGUAGGAGAUUGGCUAUACGAGAGUUAGCCAGUUUACUGCUUUGUACUGGAAUCCAAUUCCAGUAGUGGAGUUCUGUGCUUAUUGCUUCAGCUUUCUAUCCCGGUGAAGACUAGUCGUCUGCCGGGUAGUUAGACUGAGAGGGCUUGGUCAGCUUAAGAGAUUCCAAGAUACUGUCGGAUCUUCCGCAGUCUAAUCAACAGUAAAUCAACCCAGGGAAAUUACAAUUGAAACCUAACUAAGGAGCUAGGGGGACUCAUUCUCGAGUGACUCUUCUUUGCUUGAGAAAACCGUACCAAUUCCUGCUUUCUUUCUGCUUUUGCUUAAACAACAAUCACUUAACUUAGUUGGCUAUAUAAUAGAUACUCACGGAGUAAGCAGUAGAUCUAGACCCCGGGUUGAUAAUAGAACUUGCCAUUUUACUGCAUUCCCAGAAUGCGAUUAUACUUGGUCGCAGUUUGGCGUUGUGUUUUGGUGUGUCAUAGUGGUAUAACCGAACCAGAAUCGAAAACCGGUCGGUGGUCGGCAGACAUGGGGGAAGGUUCGGUUUAACCGAAACCGAUAAUUUGGUUUUCGGUUUAACCGAAACCAACCGACUGCCACCCCUAAAUUGCAAAUUAAUAAGACCCCACAUUUUCG